AUGGUUCGCGCACUCCCUCUCCUCGCCGCGCUGGCUGGUUCCGCCCUCGCCGCCGACACAACAACCAUCAACCUCCUCGUCCUCGGCGACAAGUCCCCCUUUGUCGGGUCCGUCAUCAACGCCGACUCCAGCGCCACCACCGUCGCCGUGAAGUGUCCCUCCAAAACACCCUCUGACGAGUGCGGUCUGCCCCCUGACGGCGCGACCAUCACCCAGGGCGAGAAGACAUGGCAGUGGAACUAUGGAUACUCUGACAGCGAGCAGGGGAUUUUCACGCAAAAGGCCAACUGUAAGCUCGACCCGGCCAAGGACGUCGCCGCAUGCCACGUCGAACUCACGCAGGGUUCGGUGACGAGCACCUCCGAGACUACGGAUACGGGCUACAAGACGCUCAUGUACCCUGUUACUAUUACCGCUGGGGUGGACAAGCUGUCGGCUGCGCCUGGGGCGACCGUCACGACGGGAGGAUCUAAUACGGCUGCGCAGACGACGGCUAGUAAUACUGCGAGCAAGACCGGUGCUGCUGCGUCUACUAGUACAAAUGCUGGGCCGGUUGUGACCCAGAAUGCUGUUUUGGCUGGUGUUGCUGCUGUUGUGGGUGGUGUGUUCGCUUUGUGA
Molecule: messenger RNA, 618 nt
Organism: Pochonia chlamydosporia 170
Lineage: Eukaryota; Fungi; Ascomycota; Sordariomycetes; Hypocreales; Clavicipitaceae
Exons: 2
Coding region: 1-618 (205 amino acids)
Source: RefSeq, a predicted model, not a curated record